This is a messenger RNA of Haplochromis burtoni (Burton's mouthbrooder), 2719 nucleotides long. RefSeq names its product polycomb group ring finger 5b (gene pcgf5b). The transcript has 10 exons. Lineage: Eukaryota; Metazoa; Chordata; Actinopteri; Cichliformes; Cichlidae. The record is from RefSeq and is a predicted model, not a curated record. Gene Ontology annotation, biological process: regulation of transcription by RNA polymerase II. Gene Ontology annotation, cellular component: PRC1 complex. Bases 1567 to 2307 code for a protein of 246 amino acids.
CGCGGACGGAGAAUCCAUCAGCCGCCGUCGGUCGCGUUACGUUUCAGCCAAACUUUGACGCUACUGGCUGUCCCUCCCUCCCUCCCCCUUCUCUCCCCUGCUCCCCCCCUCCCCACUAACGCAAAGUGCGUCGCGCACACAUGCGGGGAUCGCGGUAUGUUCACGCAAAUGUAUGCCUGGCGCUCCUCGUUUAAGGCCGUGACACGAAUCUCCGUAACUUUUAUCGUCGCUGCGAUCCGCGCACCGUAGGUGUGCAAUCGCCGAGCAGAAGCUGCGACGCGCUCGCGCGAGCGUUCGCGCGUGCGUCACACGUCCCACUGUGUCGCUGCAAUGUGCGCGUGUCGUCCAUUGAUGUUGUUUUGACAAAUGUGACGUAGACCGUGACGCGCCGUAACGAUGAGAUAAGCAGAUUCUGUGUGUGAAUAAAUAACGCUCGCGCGUCUCUGUGCGCGUGCGCGCGCUCCUAAUCUCGUCGGGUGGAUUUCUAAGCUGCGCACUUGAGAUUUUUCUAGCAAAAAGCGAGACGCGCUGAUGAGCGUGGAGUGGAGUACACGCUGUUUCCUCCGUGGACUUUGUCCGUGCGGCGAGUGGGCUCCCUCAGUCCAGCACUGCACGCACACCUGACGUACACGCAGCACCUGAGCGUGCAGCCCGUGUGUCCGGGUUCCAAACUGAAGGAAGCGGCGUGAGGGUAAAGUGCACCCGGGAUGACGAGGAGUCACCGUCUUCCUAAACGUCGUCCAGUUGUUUCUCUUUGCAGUUCUGACCCUGCAGCACAGCCCGCAUGUAACAUCGUGUGAUACAGCCUGGUGUGUGCAGGUGGUGGGCCCAAAGUUUGCGCUCAAACGCUCACUGCGUCCGUCUUUGAGCCAAAGGCUUUCCUAAAGUCAAUCCGGUUUCUAAUCAGAGCUCCACUGUCCCAUCCGUUGCAGGACUGCUGGUUCUUGACGUCUCUGAAGGUUACUUCAUCAUGACUUAAAGGAUCAUUACGCUGUCCGCGUCAAGAGUAAAGACCACAGCGACGCCACCAAUGGUGAACAAUCUGAUUAUGCAGAAGACUCUGAACUCUCUGUAGCUCACCUGGGAAGCUCCAUGGAUUAAAAAGGUCACUUUACCAAAGUCAGGGAGGAAGACGUGACGCCCGCUCUGUGGGAGUUCUGUGCCUGAAACAGGAUCACAUCAUCUGGACGAGCUUUUUGUAUUUUCUGUUCAUUUGGAGUAAUAUGGUUCAUGGAAGAUGGAAUAAAAUAUCAGUGGGAGUUAUUCCUAAACAAGGACUGACUGCAAAAUUCAAGAAUGGAGCAGGAUUUUACACAGUAGGAUCUCGUAUCUCAUAUCAGUUGUGGAUGGUGUAGGUACCUUGUAGGUACUACCCUGGACACCGUGGAUUUUACACACAAUUCAUCUACAAACAUCUGAAGUGCAGCAGGCAGUAUUUGUAACUGGAAAAGUCUUCCUUUUCUCACUUGUAAAUGGACGUCUGAGCCUUCUAAAGCUACAAGGGGAUAUUUUCCAUCUUCUGUUUGGUGUCUCACUGUUGGCAAAAACAGGGAAAGCCCUCCAAACAUGUCCGGUACGGGAAGGAAGCACUUGGUCAGAGACUUUAACCAUUUCAUCACCUGCUACCUGUGUCGAGGUUACCUGAUUAAACCGACCACAGUCACCGAGUGCCUGCACACAUUCUGUAAGAGCUGUAUUGUGCAGCACUUUGAGGAGAGCAAUGACUGUCCUAAAUGUGGCAUUCAGGUCCAUGAGACCAACCCACUGGAGAUGCUCAGGUUAGACAACACCCUGGAGGAGAUCAUUUUCAAGCUGGUACCCGGACUCAGAGAAAAAGAGGAACAGCAAGAGCUCGAGUUCUGGAGGAAGAACCAGCCCAAAGAAAACGGCCAAGAAAACCUGAGGUGUCCACGGUUCGGGGUCCCCGAUGCUGGAGGCGACGCUGGUGAUGGUGGAGGCAAUGAGGCGGACGGUGCCGGCGAUGACGACUAUCACAGGAGUGACCCACAGAUCGCAAUCUGCCUGGACUGCUUACGCAACACAGGACCGUCGGGGGAGAGCACGGUCACGGAUUUGAUGAAGAGGUUCAUCCGCUGCUCCAGUAGAGUCACCGUGGGAACAAUUAAGAAGUUUCUCAGUCUUAAACUAAAGCUGCCGAGUUCCUACGAGCUGGAUGUUCUGUGUAACGGAGAGAUCAUGGGCAGAGAUCACACUCUCGAGUUCAUCUACAUGACCCGAUGGAGGCUACACGGAGAGAAUACAUAUCCCAUGGUACUCGAGUACCGGCCACGCAUCGACUUUGGCUGAACCACGAGUGCAAGAAGAGGACCACACACACACACACACACACACACACACACACACACACACACACACACAGUCAUCCAUACAAAGCAAGCAAGACAUUAAGAACAUCUGCAUUUCCAAGAAUAAACUGCACAUACACACACACGCACACACACACAUACGCACGCCAACCAUAUGCAGAAAAAGAGAGAAAUUUAAAUGUAUUUUUGUACAGCCAAUGAUGAAGUGCUUACGUUGUUAUGUUAAAGAGCUUUUAUGCUACAUAGAAUAAUAUAUGCUAUAAUAUAUGAUAUUUUUAAAUGUAUGUCCCUGUGCCUAAAAGAGCUGUUCGGAUCAGAAAUGAAGUAUGACCAUAUCUCCUCUUUGCCUGUCUAACUCUAACUGUAGAAUAAAUGUUGAUUUUCUACUGCUG